AUAGGCAUUUUCUGAAGAUUGAAGGACCUGCUGAAGGGAUCACCUGCUUUUGAGGUUGCAAAGGUGCUAAACCAUGGCUGACUUGGAUCACAGCCUCAGCCUUGCGGAUGCUCUGACAGAUCCACCUCCCGAGAUUGAGGAGGAGGUGAAACGGGACUUCAUUGCCACGCUGGAAGCAGAGAAAUUUGACGACGUGGUUGGAGAGACGGUGGAUAAAACAGACUAUGUGCCUCUGCUGGACGACGACGAUGCUGGGAGCCAGGAACCAAAAAGCAAAGCCCACGCUGACAGCAUUCAGGUGGAACAUCCUUCAGCCACUGGGCCAACUGUAGUAGAAAAUGGUGACCAUGGGAUGGAAGAUCACCGCCCAGUGUUCCCGGGAGAAAUCAUGGAUGAAAAGCUGUCCUAUAAGGAGUUCCUCGACCGCAACGACACGUGGGCCAUGGAUGACAGAGAGCUGUUCUUUGAGCCACAGCCUGUGUUCAAACCCAUGGAGAUGGCAGACACCUUCGGCAUGCACCGAGGGGAGAACCUGCCAGACCUCUCCUUUCCUCCUGACAUGAAGAAUGUGCAGCUCUUCACAGACCAUGCUGACACUUCCAGAGACAUCCAUGUGCCACAUGGGUCUGUGAUGGUACCCGAGCAACCUUUCCUGGGCUCCCCCUAUUGCCCUGCAGGCUUGGACCCAUCAGCUUUCAUGGGCCUCGAUUCAGCUGCAGAAUUUCUGCAAGACAAAGCAGUGCCUGAAGAUCAUUGGAUGGGAGCUCAGCAUUACGCAGGGGGACCGGAUGCCUCUUUCUUUGCCGAGCCACCAGUGCCCCCCGCAGUGCCCGGAGCAGAAGUGCUGACUGUGCCGGAGUGCCCUGCAGCAACAGCAGCUCCUUACUUUGUUCCUACGGCGUUACCAGCAUCUCCAGCAGAGGCCAAAGCUGCCGAGGCACCAAAAGCAGAUGCUGAGAGCGUUGUUGCCUCGGAUGCAGAGCAAACUGGGCCCGUCCUGGCAGGGGACACGAAGCCUCCUCAUGCUGCGGAUGCUGGAUCUGCUCCUCCAGCAGAAGCUGAGCCCCCCCAGGGCACGGAUGUGGGCUUUGCCCCUGCAGCAGAGGCCAAACCUCCCAGUGCUGCUGCUGCAUCCACCCCAGUGCUGGAUGCUGCCUGGAGCCCAGCUGCAGACACCCAGCCCCAUGGCGCCGUGGAUUUGGAGUUCUCCCCAGCAGCAGAUACAGAUCCUCACCGUGCUGUGGAUCUGACCUUUGCCCCCGCAGCUGAUGCUGAGUCUCAUCGUGCUGCAGAUUCGGAGUUUACCUUUCCAGCAGAAGUGGACCAUCUUCAUGCUAUGGAUUCCAGCACUGCUCCAGCAGUGGAUGCCAAACCUUCUCCUGUAGAUUCAAGUUUUGUCUCUGCACCAGAAGCAAAGUCUGUCUGUGCAGCUGACACCGAAGUCACUGCGCUGGAAGAGCUGGUGACAUCUGAGGCCUCUGCUGAGCAUGACAAGUCCCCUUCCCACGAAGCUCCUGCAGAAACAACUGCAAGCAUGGAAGAAGAACCAAAAGCCCCCGAGGGUUAUGUUGAUGUUUCAUUAGAGAAAGUGAAGGACAGCUCACCGUCUGCCAGCCACCAGGCUGAGCACCUUGCAGCACCAACCAACCAUGUCUCAGAACCCACAGUUCCAGUAGAAACAAAAGAAGACACAGCACUAGAAAACAAAGAGCUCCCUUCAGAGCAGUGUGUUACUGCUGUGGAUGUUCCUGCAAUGGAGCAACAGAAGGAGGAGGCUGAGCAGAACCACAUCCAGCACACGGAGCCCCCGCAAGAAGCGGCCCUGCAAGAGCCUGCAGCAAAACCAGAGGAGCCCAAAGCAGCCGAUGUCGUGACAGGGAACGACAUCACAGCACCCCCCAACAAGGAGCUGCCCCCGAGCCCUGAGAAGAAGACAAAGCCUGCAGCAUCCACACCAGCAGCAAAGCCCACGGCAACGAAAGCCAGGCCCGCGGCCGCCACCAGCCCCAAACGGCCGGCCUCUGCCACUCCUGGCCCCCACAAAAAGCCCACCAGCCCCACGGCGGGCCCUCCUGCCACCACCACUCCCAAGCGCCCGGCCAGCAGCACCACGCGGCCCUCCACCCUCACUCCAAAAGAGAUUAAGCCAAAGGUCACAGAUGCAAAGAGCCCAGAUAAGAGGACCUCGCUCUCAAAGCCUCCAUCAUCUGCUCCUCGUGCUGCUGCCAGGAGCACCACUGCCACUCCUCGGACAACGGCCACCUCCCCUGUGACUGCAGCUGCUGGGGCAAAGAGCACCACUGCCUCCCCGCCCAAGAGGCCAACAUCCAUCAAGACCGAUGCAAAGCCUGCAGAUGCCAAGAAGACCACUGCGAAGUCCCCAUCAGCAGACCUGGCCCGCCCUAAGAGCGCUGCUGGAAGCGCUGUGAAGAGCAGUUCCACCACCCCCAGCACCACCACCGGCACCACCAGCACCGCAGCCGUGCCCGGCGCAGCCGCCAGCCGCCCCAAACCCAAACCUGCAGCAGCCAAACCCACCACCACCACCUCCAGCACCGCUGCGGAUGCAAAGAAACCACCUGCAAAGGCUGCAGCCAAACCCAGCGCCGCCCCCAAACCGCUGCGCCCACCCAGCAGUGCUGCUGCUCCAGACCUGAAAAACGUCCGUUCCAAAAUCGGCUCGACGGAUAACAUCAAGCAUCAGCCUGGUGGAGGAAAGGGGAAGGUAGAGAAAAAGCCAGAAUCAACCGCUGCUGCCCGAAAGUCUGAGCCCAAUGCGGUCCCUAAAAUGGCUCCAACUAAAACAGCCGUAACAAAAGAGGGUGUCCCAAAACAGCCCAAUGGGAAAGUCCAGAUAGUCUCCAAAAAAGCGAACUACAGCCAUGUUCAGUCCAAGUGUGGUUCCAAGGACAAUAUUAAGCAUGUCCCUGGAGGUGGGAAUGUGCAGAUCCAGAACAAGAAAGUGGACCUCUCCAAAGUGUCCUCCAAGUGUGGCUCGAAAGCAAAUAUUAAGCAUAAGCCAGGGGGAGGAGAUGUCAAAAUCGAGAAUCAGAAGCUGAACUUCAAGGAGAAGGCCCAAGCCAAAGUGGGUUCUCUGGACAACGUGGGACAUUUGCCAGCAGGAGGAACGGUGAAGGCUGAGGGCAGCGCGGAGCCAGAGCAGCUCCCGCCAGCCCCUCAGAACGGAGAGGUGCGAGCGGCGCAGGCAGGCAGCGCCCUGCAGGAGAAUGGCGUAGGGCCGGCGGUGCCCACUGCCCUGAGCGGUGGUGACCAAAGGGAAAUUCAGAGCUUCGAGACUCAGAUACAAGAAACAAGCAUCUAACGAUGACAUUCUGCUAUCGUCUCCCGUCCCCUUCUCCCCCUUCUCUCCUCUCCCCAUCCCUCCCCCCUCUCCCCCCGCCCUUUGUCGCUGCAGAUUGAAUCCCACAAGCUGACGUUCCGUG
Meleagris gallopavo (turkey) is the source of this 3443-nucleotide messenger RNA. The record is from RefSeq and is a predicted model, not a curated record. Lineage: Eukaryota; Metazoa; Chordata; Aves; Galliformes; Phasianidae.